Molecule: messenger RNA, 1244 nt
Organism: Arabidopsis lyrata subsp. lyrata
Lineage: Eukaryota; Viridiplantae; Streptophyta; Magnoliopsida; Brassicales; Brassicaceae
Exons: 6
Coding region: 150-1103 (317 amino acids)
Biological process (GO): nuclear-transcribed mRNA catabolic process, deadenylation-dependent decay
Cellular component (GO): P-body; CCR4-NOT core complex
Molecular function (GO): molecular adaptor activity
Source: RefSeq, a predicted model, not a curated record
GUUUUUAAUUUUAAAACGAUCAGGGCGCAGGGGCCUAUCUAUAAUAUAUACAUCAAAACCCUAAUUUUACAUUUGUCGCCUGCAGCUCUCAGCGAAGAAGAAAAUCCCUAAACCCUACCGUCUCCGCUUCGUCUCAUCCGUCUGUAAAAAUGGAAUCAACUGCUGCCAUUGAGAAAAUUAAGCAGAUUGUUUUCAUCAACCCGAGAUUACAUCCACGAUUGCCUUUAAGUAAGUUGGAAUUUGCUGUGUCGCAAGCAAUUGAGACCGUUGUUCCUGAGUUUCUCAAGAUGUCCGUAAGUCAUGCACUCCAGAAAACCAAAGCUCAUGUUUUGAUGGCUUAUCCCUUAGGAACGGAUGACCUCCGGAGAAAUAAUGCAGCACAUAUGAUGGCCACUUCUUUAGCUCAAAGAUAUGCGAAUGAUUUUUGCAAUGAACCUUUACGUGGAUGGAUGUUUAGCUUUCUCCAUGGUUCAUUUCAGCAGCCAUGCAUUCCAUAUGAAACUCGGUGCAGAAUUGUGGACUCUAUCAUCAGUGAAAACCUUGAAUCUAUUUGCGUGGGCAUCCAAGAAAUUGCCAGAACAGAGGUAGUGCGUGAUAUUGAAGCUCAAGUUAGGUCAUGGAUUCAUUCAAACAUUGCUGAGGAGAAGAUCAUGGCCAUAAAGGAUAAUUUGAAGGCAAACAUUUCUGUGAGUGAGAUGAAGAAUCUACUCGAUUCGCGUUUUGGGUUUGUGGGAGACAAAUAUGAAGCUUUGUUGGAGGCUAUUUUUAGUGGGGUGGAGAAAGGCUUUGCAAAGGUUCUUCAGGAGAAGAAGAGCUAUUUACUUGCCGUCAUGGAACCGAUGUCCGAAGGUUUUCUUCUUCAAGCUAUAGAGAAUUAUUUCAAGAAAAGAUGCUCGGUGUCAUUCAAGGAAGAACUGCCAAUGGUGUUUAAGUGUCUUGUUAAUGAUCCUAGUCUUGUGGAGCGUGAUGAUUUAAUCUCGCACAUUAAAGACUUGAAGGAUGAAACUGAAGCCACUACUUCAAUUUGGCAAUCUGUGAAGAAUCUGCUUGAGAGAAGACGUCAGGGUGUUACUGUUCAAGGUAGAAUCACAUGGAUUGGUUGACCAUGGCCAGAAUUAGUCUAAACUUGAAUCUGAAUACAUUGAAUAUUUAUUUUGCUUCUGUUUUCUUUCUAAAUGUGGUUCCAUGUAUUCAAAAAGGUUUCGUUUUCUUGCAUUAAGCAGUCAAUCUUUUAUUUUGCGUUC